Patiria miniata (bat star) is the source of this 1297-nucleotide messenger RNA. It is a transcript of the gene tspan15, whose product is annotated as tetraspanin-15-like. The coding region runs from base 334 to 1173 and encodes 279 amino acids. The record is from RefSeq and is a predicted model, not a curated record. Gene Ontology annotation, cellular component: membrane. The transcript has 7 exons. Lineage: Eukaryota; Metazoa; Echinodermata; Asteroidea; Valvatida; Asterinidae.
AUAAUUAUUUUGUCAAUUAACCGGAACUGGUCGUUCGCGGUCGCACGUACGUACGUACGUACGGAUAUGCACGGCAAAUGUUGUGACACUUGAUGAGAAGAACUUAAUUUAGACGUGGAAAUGUGAAGUUCAGCUUGUGCUAUUUUACGUAACUUAACUCACAGUGUGUCCUGUAGACUGUCGAGUAGUUGUUUAGGACGAAUCGACAGCCAGUGUCAGUACCGUUGCGUUGGCAAAAUCAACGGUCAGCCACAGCAGCCUCUGGGGCGAGUCGUUAUGAUUCGAAGUCGUUGACAGAAAAGACCCGUGAGAUACUGAACGACGCAGGACAACAUGGGGAUGAGUAUUCCGAAACCGAGUUGCGGCCACAGGUUCCUGCGGGUUGCCCUGUUCUUCUACAUGUUCUUUUAUUGGCUGAUUGGGGUUGUCAUUCUCAGCGUCGGCAUCUAUGCAGAGAUCGCAAAAUGGAACUAUCAAUCUAUGGUGGAUGUCUUUGUAACUCCCUCCAGUAUCAUGGUGGUAGUGGGCGUCUUCAUGUUCAUCUUAGGUUCCUUAGGAUGUAUCGGAGCCCUCCGAGAGAACAUAAUUCUGCUUAAGAUUUUUGGCUGGACCCACGCCAUUAUCUUCAUCUUGUUGCUAGUGUGUGGCAUCAUUGCUCUAAUCUUCAGGGGACAGGUGAAGGAUUUAGUGAGCCAAUCCUUCAAGAACACCAUUGAGGACUAUUACAAUGAUCCGGACAUCCAGUUCACCAUAGACUCCAUCCAGCUGAACUUUGACUGCUGCGGUGGUUUCGGUUUCGAAGACUGGGAGAAUAACAUUUACUUCAUGUGUAGCAGCCCCGGCGUGACAGCGUGCGGAGUUCCUUACUCGUGCUGCAAAUCAGCAGAGACCGACAUUGUCGUGAACACCCAGUGUGGUAACGGAGUGCGGGAGGGUGUUCAGCAUCGCUACGAAGUUUCCGACAUCAUCCAUGUCAGUGGGUGCACGGACGCUGUGCUGACGUGGGCCGAGGACAAUCUAGGCCUGAUGGGUGGAAUAGCUCUGGCCUUCGCCUUUACCCAGAUCUUUGGAAUUUUCAUGUCCUUCUUGUUCAUCACCCAAGUUGAGAAGGAGAGAGAUGAGUAUGAUGGGGGUGCACCCAAAGGCGAGGCAGCGGAGCCACUGAAAGCUUAAAAUGACCUCCAUAGCUUCAUUGCAGUAUGUAGACUCUAGUGGUGGGAUUAAAGGGAAUAUACAUCAUUUGCUUUUGCUGUAAUUUUCAGAAAUGGAUGGAAUUGGGGGGUUGGAAAUAUAUAGC